Messenger RNA from Liolophura sinensis, 1768 nucleotides. RefSeq names its product substance-K receptor-like. Gene Ontology annotation, biological process: G protein-coupled receptor signaling pathway. NCBI's taxonomy places the organism in Eukaryota, Metazoa, Mollusca, Polyplacophora, Chitonida, Chitonidae. Gene Ontology annotation, molecular function: neuropeptide Y receptor activity. The record is from RefSeq and is a predicted model, not a curated record. Gene Ontology annotation, cellular component: plasma membrane.
AAGCACUUGGAUUUGUAUUUACUAUUGACUGGAUCAGCAAUGUUUCCUUACGAGUACAAGUACGGUAACGACAUGUCGGCGAACGACGUACUCGUCACGGUUGGCAAAACAACGAUUUUACCUGUAAAACCUGUCACGCUGUCUACCUCACGUCACAAUGUGACGAACGUGACAACUGCUACAAAUAACUCUGAAGUUCCCAUGGAACUGAUGUCCUCGGAAACUCAGAGAGGGUUGAUAUUUCUCUAUACUGUCACAACUUUGUUGUCUGACGGAAAUGUUUUUGUCGUCGUAGUCUUCGCAAGGGGUCGACGUUCCAGGACUGACCUGAGGCCGUUCCUGAUCAACUUGGCCAUUUCAGACCUAGUGGCGUCGGUGUUCUGUUUGCCGUUCAGUUUCACAUAUGUUUUACUGGGGACAUGGGUUUUCUCCAAACCUAUGUGUCCCGUGGUUUUAUUCUUCCAGCUCUUGUCUGUAACAGCCAGCGUGUUUACCAAUAUGGCCAUUGGUGUUGAUCGCUUCAUGGCUGUUACCUUUCCGCUUCGCUCCAGAAUAACGUCGGCAAGAUCUAAGUUUGUGUUAGCGUCAAUAUGGAUCUUAGCCGUUUGUCUGUCGUCCGUUCAGCUGUUUGUGGGAAGAGCUAAGGAUGUAUCCGUUACGGAAACAAUCAAGGCGACCCAGUGCGAGGAAAACUGGUCCGAUCACGACCGCAGGAUAUAUACAUUAUUUAUAUUAUUUGUUACGUAUAUAUUGCCAUUAUCUAUUCUUACAGUGACUUACUCUAUUGUGGGCUGUGUUUUAUGGAGACGAACAUCCCCGGGAAAUGCCGAUCAAGCUAGGGAUAUGCAACAGCUUAAAUCAAAACGAAAGGUUGUCAAAAUGCUGGUGAUAGUUGUGCUGACCUUUGCCCUUUGCUGGUUACCGCUGCAUGCCUUUUUCCUCGUCACCGAUUUUAACCCCGAUUUGUUGAAGUUUGAAACUGCCGAGCAAGAACGGUUCUUGACAUCUUUGUAUUACUGCGCUCAUUGGUUGGCCAUGUCCAACUGUUUGGCCAAUCCCAUCAUUUAUGGCUUCAUGAAUGAGAGCUUCAGGGCCGACUUGAUCUGUUUGUUUUAUCGUUGGUUCCCGUGCUGUAAGUGCUUAAAGAAGAUGAUGCCAACGAAGACCAGCGUGUCGACAUAUUACACGGUGGAUGACCGAAGGAACAGUAACUUCAACUGCUACAGGCAGUCGAAGCAACUCCUGGCUGUUCGCUCGGAGAAUGGACACCGUCUCUUAUUUGAGGUGGACGCAUUAAACAACAAGGACAGCUCGGACGUUUGAACGACUCGUCCAUACGUCUAACGGGUCAUAGUGCGAGGAUCGCCCUCUGCUGGGGCCUUAACACCCACCAGAGAAAUCAGUCUGUGAUUGCGAUCGGUUUGGUUAUAUAACUUGCCACGGCGUCCGGAGAAAUAAUACACGCAGCACAAACUAAAACGUUGAUCUGUCUGCUUCAGCGUGAGUGAAUAUAUCAUUCCAUUUCAUAAACGGUCUCUUGAUAUUCACUGCCGAGAUUUUUGCUCUCAUAAAGCAGGUGUUAUUUGGGACCUCCUGGACAGUAGAAUGGUCCGGCCAAUUAAUUUUCGUAGGCAGAAAGCCAGCAUAACGUCCAGCUGCUCGGUGUCUGCCAGUGACGUGUAUCACUUGAUGAUACGGAGCGCAGACAUUUCCGUACAUUGUUUCUGACAGGCUGGAAAUACUUGUCCAAGAUAUAUUUUCCUGGUGG